Messenger RNA from Procambarus clarkii (red swamp crayfish), 1252 nucleotides. RefSeq lists its product as uncharacterized. NCBI's taxonomy places the organism in Eukaryota, Metazoa, Arthropoda, Malacostraca, Decapoda, Cambaridae. The record is from RefSeq and is a predicted model, not a curated record.
GAAUCUGGGCUCCUCCACUCACUCACUCACUCACUCACUCACCACGUGCUGGAUGCUAGGCUACAGUAGUUACUCUUUACAGUGCUACCGUGCUCAGCUGUUUGUAUCAAUCUCACAUGGCGGCAAAAGUGUUUGUUUACCAUUAGAGUACUGAGAAGGACGGAAGCGUGACUCCGGGACACAAUACCUUUGUACUUCAGGCAACAUCGGUGAUCUUCGCUUCUCUGUAUCGCCUGAAUACCGCGUCUGUAAACCAGCCACGGACACCACCACCGUGAGCCCGGUAGGGGAGUGAGGUGCUCAUUCUGAGGCGCUCACAGCAGCACCGAGCCCAAGCUGGAGACCCAAGUGUAGAGUGAUCUGUACACCAUGAAGAGGAACUCUACCUUCAGAUACCCAUCUCCUGCUCAGGCCCUCUAUCUACCAGAUGAGGUCAACUUCUGGACGAUGGCAAUAGUGGCCGUGGGAACUGGCUUCAUCCUGACCGUGGCAGUCUCCAUUUACCUCAUCUGUCAGACGAGACUGGAGAGGCCCCUGCCAGUCCGUCACCACCGGACGGUCCGACACAUCAGUCAUGGUCCGGACGUCUACCCCCAGUCUGGCAACCACUACCACCUCCACCACCACCACCACCCCUCUCAGCACCCCCACCUCGACGACGUGUCCACCCCCUACCCUGCCUCGCCGCAUCCUCGCCUCAACGAGAUGACGUCUUCCAUUCACUACCUCGACCCCAACACUUCCCCACUCCACGACCUGGAGGAUUAGACGUCCAACUCGGCGGCGCGUAGUGUGGUCGCCUGGGUCUCUCAUAGCCCGCCUCCACAGUCUUUGAGCAGAUGUCCCUCCGUCACAAUCUUUGACAAGACGUUCCUUCGUCACAACCUAGACCAGACGUCUCUCCGUCACAACCUUGACCAGACGUCUCUCCGUCACAGCCUUGACCAGAUGUCCCUCUGUCACAGACUUUGACCAGACGUCCCUCCACCACAACCUAGACCAGACGUCUCUCCGUCACAACCUUGACCAGACGUCUCUCCACCACAACCUUGACCAGACGUCCCUCCACCACAACCUUGACCAGACGUCCCUCCACCACAACCUUGACCAGACGUCCCUCCACCACAACCUUGACCAGACGUCCCUCCACCACAACCUUGACCAGACGUCCCUCCACCACAACCUAGACCAGACGUCUCUCCGUCACAACCUUGACCAGACGUCUCUCCACCACAACCUUGACCAGACGUCC